Selaginella moellendorffii is the source of this 1368-nucleotide messenger RNA. Its product is annotated as scarecrow-like protein 33. Gene Ontology annotation, molecular function: DNA-binding transcription factor activity; sequence-specific DNA binding. Gene Ontology annotation, cellular component: nucleus. The transcript has 2 exons. The coding region runs from base 1 to 1368 and encodes 455 amino acids. Gene Ontology annotation, biological process: regulation of DNA-templated transcription. The record is from RefSeq and is a predicted model, not a curated record. NCBI's taxonomy places the organism in Eukaryota, Viridiplantae, Streptophyta, Lycopodiopsida, Selaginellales, Selaginellaceae.
AUGGAGGAAGAGGGCUACAGGUCGCAAAUGACAACGGGCAGCUUGAUUCCGCUGCUGCAGAAGGCCCUUUUGCAACACCAAGUAAGAAUUCAACCACUUCCAGUUGCGGCUCCUGUUUUGCAGCUGGACGAUCCUGCGCUGAGUUACCUUUCCAAGAUGCUUUUAGACGGGGAUAGUGAUAGUGACGAGCAGGAGGUUGCAACCCCGCAGCAGAACAGAUACCAGGCUUACAUGGACGACUUGAAUUCCAUCAUAAGAGGUUGCGUCCAGUCUCCGGACAGUGAUCAAGAACAGGUCGACCAGGAAGUAUUUAGCUUGCUCAGAGAGUGCGCAAGAGCAGUAGCAGCCAGGAACUCGGCACAGGUUUACAAUCUCAUCGGAUUGAUCAAGAACUCAGUGACAUCCGAAAACAGCCACUUAAAAAGGACCGCAUUGUUCUUCGUCAACGCACUGGUAGCAAGGCUUAAAGGGUGUGGUUCACAGCUCUACUCGGCUCUGUCCAGAGAGGUUUCUCAGAAGCGCUACGUGGGGCUUUUGUGCAUGAACCUCCCGUGGUUCAGCGCCACCGAGGUGAUCUCGAAUCACAUAAUUCUCGAGGCGUGCAAGGGAGCCAAGCGGAUUCAUAUUGUGGACUACGGGAUACUGUAUGGCAGCCAGUGGCCGUGGCUUAUCCGAGCUUUAUCUCAGCGACCCGAGGGAGCUCCACUGCUGAGGAUGACAGGAAUCGACUCGUCUGGGAUGAUAGAUGACUCUUGGGAGCUCGCACAGCCGCAGUGCAACAGCUUGAACGAGUUUGUGGUCAUCAACACAAACAGGAGACUGCGAUUCUUGAGGGACGACUCCACCGCAGCAAACAAUCUAAGGAAAGUGUUCUUCGAUCGCAUGCUCAAGCUCCAGCCGGCAUUGUUGAUCCAGUCUCUGCCAAACGCCGACCCCAACGUCUCAUCCCCGUUCUUCGUCCAGCGCUUUGAGGCGACACUUGCGUACUAUGCCAACAUUCUAAACGGUUUUGGAGAGGUUCUUAAGGAUCAUCCGCAAGAGCUUGGCUUCGCAAGAAAGUUUGUGGAGAGGAGCAUCAUGAAUGUGGUGGCCUGUGAAGGGGUGGAUCGAGUGGAACGGCCGGGGCCAUACUACUACUGGGAUUCGACGGCAAAGAAAGCUGGAUUCGAGCAGCUGCCUCUGAGCGACCAAGUUAUCGAGACAGCCAGGCUGAUCUGGAGAGGCGAGAAGUUUAGCUUGUACAGGGAUGGGCACUGGUUGCUACUGGCAUGGAAGGACGCCCUGGCGUUUGGGAUUUGUGCAUGGAAACCUGGCGUGAAGCCGAGAAAUUCGUACAGCGCCAAGAGUUCAAAAAGAUACCACUUCUAA